GAGCGGCUCGGUUCCCCCGGGUUCCCGCCCGGUUUACCGGGGCUAAAGGAAAGACUCCUCGGCGGCAGCGACGGUGCCUGCCGGGUGGCGGGGAAAGAGCCACGGGGGUCCGCGCGGCGGUGGGGAGGUGGCGGCGGGGCCGCUCCCGUUCCCUCCGGCUCCCUCCGGUUCCCUCCCGUCCCCUCCGGUUCUCCAGAAGUUACCCGCGGCCCCCGGGGAGAGGCUGGCGGCGUGGUGGUCCCCGGGAGUCCCUCCUGCUUGACGGUGCCUUGUGGUUGAUUCUGUCAGCGGGAGCAAUGGAGAUGCAGUCGUACUACACCAAGCUUUUGGGAGAGCUCAACGAGCAGCGCAAGAGGGACUUCUUCUGCGACUGCAGCAUUAUCGUGGAAGGGAGGAUCUUCAAAGCGCACAAAAACAUUUUGUUCGCCAACAGCGGUUAUUUCCGAGCCCUGCUGAUUCACUACAUCCAAGACAGCGGACGCCACAGCACCGCCUCGCUGGACAUUGUCACCUCGGAGGCCUUCUCCAUCAUCCUAGAUUUCCUUUAUUCCGGGAAGCUAGAUCUCUGUGGGGAAAAUGUUAUUGAGGUGAUGUCUGCGGCUAGCUAUUUGCAGAUGACCGAUGUGGUCAACUUCUGCAAAACGUAUAUAAGGUCAUCGUUAGAUAUUUGCAGGAAAAUAGAGAGAGAAGCUGCUUUCUAUCAGGCUGAUAGCGGGAGCGCUAGUUCUGCGAGAGAGGGCACCUCGUACAGCUCAAAGAGCCAGUGCUCUGCCCCUGUCUCUUCCCUGCAGGAAAAGGAAAGGAUUUCGGAUUGCCAGAGAGAUCCUCCCUGUGGUGAAUGCAGCAGCUGCCAUCCCCUGGAGCUCGUCGUCAGAGACCCCCUCAGCAGCGACUCCCCGGACGACGUUAAUUCUUCGCUGCCCAAGGGGGUGGAACCCAAAGUGGAGUUUGACUCGGAUGAAGUGGAGGUAGAAGUGGGUGAACGGCUGCCGCAGUACCCGACUCCGUUGUCCCUCGAGCAGAUGGAAGAGGGGCUGCACGGCGGGCAGGCGAUGGACCUGGCCUGCAAUAACUAUCAUAUGAAACAAUUCCUAGAGGCCCUGUUGCGCAACAGCUCAGCUCAGAGAAAGGAUGAUGUGGUUCAUCACUUUGUCCGGGGCUUUGAGGGUAGGCCAGAGGACGCAGGGGUAGCCAUGAGUUCCAUGAUGGACAUUCACAGCGACUGGUAUGGUGAGGACACAGGUGAUGUGUUAGUUGUGCCAAUCAAGCUUCACAAAUGUCCGUUUUGUCCCUACACGGCUAAACAGAAAGGAAUACUAAAACGGCACAUUCGCUCUCACACAGGUGAGAGACCCUACCCCUGUGAGACGUGUGGGAAACGUUUCACUCGGCAGGAACACCUUCGGAGUCACGCUUUAAGUGUGCAUCGAUCAAACAAGCCAAUUAUCUGUAAAGGUUGCAAGACAUUCACAAGUAGCCUGUCUCAAGGAUUACGACGCUUUGGCUUGUGCGACAGCUGCACCUGCGUGACCACUACCCAUGAGGACUCGAUGCCCAUUAACCUCAGCCUAAUGGAACCUUCAUCAGAAGGCCAAGAGAAGGGUGAUGCUGAUAACGAUUGGCCCAUAUAUGUGGAGUCUGGAGAGGAAAACGAUCCAGCUGACGAUGAUGAUGCCGAUGGUGAUGACAAGCAGGAAAUCCACAGGAGCUUAUCAGAUCGAGAAACACUUAUGUAGCAGUGAGAGGAGAGUGGGAGCAUUUAAAGUGUUUCCCUGGCAGUGGUCAGUCUGCAACUGGAGACUGCAUGUUUGCCCAAUUAGUGAGACUGUGCUGUUUUUUUAUAUUCCAUUUUUUAAUAGAAGAGUGGGGAGAAUUGGAAUUUUUAAUACUUUUCAGUGCUGUGCACCAGAAAUCUGUGAAGAAUCUUCUGUCUGGGGUUCACAGAGGUUGUACUUGAGCAAUUUCCAGUGGUGUCUCUGCCUCCUAGUUUUGAUUUUGCAGGUGGAACAUCUCUGUUUCGUUUUGAUAACAGGUUUCUUCAAAUAAUGCUGUCAUGGUCCUUAAUCCCUGAUCUGAAAGGGGCACCAUCUUCUCUCUGAAGAUUACAUUAAAAGAAAUGUAGUUUUCAUCCAUUAUCUUGGACUUUUCUAAACUAAGUUGUGAUCCUUCUGUAUUAGGACAGUAUUAUCUAAAUUGUAAACCUUAAGUGUUUGCUUAGACUGGAUUUGACCUGGAAACCAGGACAGACAAACCAGGAUAACAAAAAUAUGCUCCUGAUGAAAGCAUAGACAGAAUAAACAUAUUUCACAUGUCCUUAAUUGCAGGUAUUUAGAGAACAAACUUCUCUUUCUGUAUUGUUUUUAUUGCAUCUUUCUCUCUGAAGAGCUUGGACUACAGAUCUUCAGAUGUGUCUUUAAUGUCAUUUAGACAUUAGUAGUCUUGGCUUAAGAAAUAUUAAGCAUACAUUAUGGUGUCUAGUGUCCUGGUCUCUCAGUUUAGACUAAGCGAACUGCCCAAUUUUCUUCAGUUUUUUACACUAGAAGUUAAAAGCUGUCAAGCAGGUUACUUGGCAAUUCUGAUUCUGGUAGAUUAAAUAGCCAGAUUCACAGCUGAUGUAGCCGAGGAGCAGUUAAAUAUAAAUAUCUGAGCUAUGCAUAUAAACCAGCUCUGAAUACCCUUUUUGAAGCAAUUGGGUAGGAAAUCUCAGAAAUUUUUACUAGCCUCUUUGUAUGCAAAUCCUUUUCUUUUACUAUAUUUUCUUCUAGUCUUUGGUGAUCCUUCUCAUGGUUUGUGUUGUUGUGUGAACUUAUCCAAGUACUGUUUUGUUGGGUUUUUUUUAAAAAAAAAAAACUUAAGAGUGGACCUCAUGUUUCUUUGCUGGGAUAGAUAAAGGUUGGCUUUCAAAGGAGGUGAGAUUUUUUUUGCCUUUCCAGUAGCAAGUUGAUACAAGCUAUCAAAAAUCAAGCUGGGGAGCUUUAGAAGAAAAUGCACCACCAACAGAAAGCCUGUUUGCCUAUGGGUAACCUACUGUUUCCUAAUGAAGAGACAAAACUGAAAUAUACUGUGAAACAAGACUGUUAAUGCUUCUUUAGUAUGUUGUUCGUAAGUGUUUCAUGAAAAGGCAAAUUGUAUGAGUCUUUCUAGCUGGAGUAAGUGCUAGAUCAGAAGCCUGUAGACAGACAUGGCUGACAAAAAAUGAGCAGUUCCUCCCAUUUAACAAGGCAGUGCUUCUUAAGGUUUUUAGUGUAAAGGCUUUACAUUUGGCAAACAUUAGAUGGAACCUAAAAAACAAAGAGCCCCCUGAUUUAACCAGGGUUUGUUUGGGGUUUUUUUGCAUACCUUGUGUUUUUAUUUUACAUACUGAAAAAGAACAAUUCAGCUUCUCUAUCUGCUUCAUCCUACAGUGAAACAGUAGUCCUAUAGUCGUGUCGCAAUUUACUUGUUGAGAGGUGAUCUGAUAUCACAAAUGGAGUUAAAAGUUCAUUGCCAGAUCAGGUAGGAUGAGGAAAGAAGAAACAAGCUUCUUUUUAAACAAGUCCCUUUACUGGUGAUUCCUGAAAAGAGCAGAAGGUAAAGAGUCUUGUUUUGAAAUAGUCUGGUCUAAAUUCUUGAUGAGUGCCACCUUCGCAAGAAGAUACUGGCAUCCCGUGCUACAUUUAUUUUCUGUAACUUAAGCUGCAUAAGCUUUCAGUAGUCCCUAUUGCAGGUCAUCUGUAAAUUUGAGUUUGUAAUAGCUGAACUGUAUCAUAGUGACAUAUAUCAUCAUAGAAAAAUCUCACUGGGACAAGAUCUUUAAAAAAUUCAGGGCUCUAUAGCCCCUAUUUCAGUCAUUGAAAUUAAGACCAUCAAAACUCAUGUAGAUGCCAGAUUUGGAGCUGAGCUCCUUUGAAGAUCCUGCUGUGGUUUUGGGUCCUUAGCACUUUUGAAAAUCUGAGCAAAAUGUCGGCUUGUAAAUCAUGCUGGCACAUUUGAAAAUGCCACCUCCAGCCUACCAGGGCUAGUCUUUUGGACUACUACUCUAUUUUUGUUGAGUCCAUCCAACAUCAGAGGGUGGUUUUUUGGUAUCUGCUUAUCUGAUAAAGGAUGGACUUCUGCAUGUGAGAACACCUGAAAAAGAGUCACAGAUUAUCUGUGUUUGUUGGGAGACGAACUCGCUAAUGAAAGUGGGGUAAGAAUGUAAACAGGGAUCCAAAAUGGUGUUUAGUGACCAGGCAUCCCAAUUUCUGGCCAUUCUAGCGUGAAGAUGCCACCUCAUUGUAAAUAUUGGUAGAAGCCACUAGACGUGGAAUAUCAGCUGGGCAUGGUUCUGGCUAGUGCACCACAAUUAAACUGUCAGAAGAUUUAGCUUCUCACACGGCUGAGCUGUGUUGAGGUGCGGGCUAGCUAACUCUGAAACUGUAAAGUAAUUCAGAGUAGGGAAAAUUAACCUCUUGCGAAAGUCUGUUAGUAAGAGCUGCAGGAAUGACUGCAGAGACCUUCAGCAAUUUUACUUCAACCUGCUUUCUUUGGUCUUAGAGAUUGUUCUUGUGUGUCUUGUGCAUAGAGAAUGGAGCUGUGUUAAGGUUUGUGUAACACGGGGUAAGGGGUGCGGGUGGGGGGUACGCCGUUCACAUUCCAGAUUGAAAGUGACCACCAAAAUCGAUGUUUCCUGUUGAUCUGUCAUGUUGUGCUGCUUUGUUUUCAAUGGAGUCCUUCAGCCUUUGUAUUUAGAAGAGGAUGUAGUUUAUCCAUAUUCUUGUGACCAGAUGUUCAUGUAAAUCUGUUUGCUGUGCUUUCCAUUUAGUUUUUGGAUGUUUUUCCUGAAAUCUUCCAUUGUAGAUCCAGCCUCUACAAGCUUUGAGAAAAUGAUGCAGCUGUUUUAAAAUAUUCAUAUGGUGCUUAAUGAAGAAUCAAAAAUAAUGUUUUUAGGAAAGUUAUUUCUAAUAUCUCUUUCUCAAAGUUUUUUAAAGGCCACGCAGACUACAUACCUUAAAGUCUUAGCUCUAUGUAAUUGACUUUGUUUAGGAGUAUAUGUUUUAACGUACUUUUGCACAUAAUUGCACUGUAUUUCACUAAAGGAAUACAUGCUGCACUGGUAUUUGUAGCGCAUUUAAUUUCUUGGUGCAAGACCUUGUAAAUCUUCCAAAUGUGGUCAUUUAAUUUACUGAUGUUUUGUAAGGCAGUUUCAUAACUGAAGUCCUUUAGUCUAGUUUAAAUGACAAAUUCUUAUAAACCGAACCUUAUUUGUAGAAGUGACUUAACUAUAUUUGUGGAUCUUGGAGCAUUCUGGAGCUUUUUGAUUGUCUAGAAAAUAAAACUCUCUGAGAGGGU
This is a messenger RNA of Harpia harpyja (harpy eagle), 5310 nucleotides long. It is a transcript of the gene ZBTB8B, whose product is annotated as zinc finger and BTB domain containing 8B. The record is from RefSeq and is a predicted model, not a curated record. Gene Ontology annotation, molecular function: DNA-binding transcription factor activity, RNA polymerase II-specific; protein binding; RNA polymerase II cis-regulatory region sequence-specific DNA binding. Gene Ontology annotation, biological process: regulation of transcription by RNA polymerase II. Lineage: Eukaryota; Metazoa; Chordata; Aves; Accipitriformes; Accipitridae.